CGGCGCCUCUCAUUCUGUUUUCCUCUCUCUCUCUCGACUUGUCAGGGUGGAGGGCUACCUCAACAUCCCUGACAAGAGCUGAAUGCUGUUCCCCUCCGGGCGAUCUGCAAUGGCAAGUUUGCGCGCAGUCUCUUUUGCCUGGCGACCGGUCUGCUCUUUUUCGACCUCAACACCGUGGAUGAACGACAUUCGUUCAUCAACAUUUGCAUCUCGAUUCCUGGACGCAAGCUUCAUGCACGAUAAUUCACGCCCUUGCUCGCAAGAUCACACAACGGCUUUUCCUACAAUACCAGCAGCUUCAUUCGAACGAAGCGAGGCAACGAUCUUGGAAGACCUACGAACAUGUCGCCCAGCUCAGUAUCACAGCGACCCUCAACCCCCAAGCCGAUCCUCUCGUACUUGACGGGCAAGAUUGACAACGUCGCGCCAGCGCUGCCUCAAGCCAUUGCCCUUCGCCAAAGACGACGAGGGAGUUCCUGUUGACCUGCCCAUGAAGCCGUAUACAGGAGAAGGCGGGAGUGUGUCCCUCAUCAAGCCUUCUCUCCGGCAUCGCCAUCUGGACACGCCGGCUAUCGCUAGGACCCCG
This is a messenger RNA of Schizophyllum commune H4-8, 586 nucleotides long. RefSeq lists its product as uncharacterized. The transcript has a single exon. NCBI's taxonomy places the organism in Eukaryota, Fungi, Basidiomycota, Agaricomycetes, Agaricales, Schizophyllaceae. Bases 83 to 403 code for a protein of 106 amino acids. The record is from RefSeq and is a predicted model, not a curated record.